UCGGUCGUGGUCGGUGAUGUUCGGACCAAAAGCCAAAUAUGAUUGACAUGACACCCCAAGAAGUCUCGAGCUUCAUCUUCACUUCCUCCUCCGACGAGUAAAACAAUAAUCUAACAGUCAAAACUCAAACAAAUCGUCAAUCCUCUCUGUUAGUCUUCCCCACUUUUUCUUAACUCCUAAGCUUUCUCUCUCUCUUUCUCUCUCUCUCUCUUGUUACUUCAAGUAUAUAACCAGCUUCGGGCCUUCAGCGUGGCAAGUGAUAUCAUCGAGUUGAUCGGCAGAGAGAAAGAAGCAAAAAAUGUCAGCACACAUUUUGUUGGUUCCCUUCCAUGGACAAGGCCACCUAUUCCCCUUCUCGGAGCUUUGCAAGCUCCUUUCUUCCCGUAAUUACAAGAUUACCCUCAUCGUCACCUCUUCUCUCUCCUCUUCCAUCUCUGCCUCUCUUCGCCACCACUCUCUUAUCCAAGUUGCCGAACUCCCUGCAGUUGCCCCCUCUCCCUUGCCGUUGCCGGAUUCCGAUCGACACCACCACCACCACCACCCCGACCACCACAUGGCCCAACCCUUAUCUGAUUUCCUCGCCCGUCUAUCCGACGGCCCUUCGAUGCCUAUCUGUGCAGUAGUUGACGUUAUGAUGAGCUGGACCCGUGAUACCUUCGGAAAAUUCAAGAUCCCCGUCGUUAGUUUCUUCACCUCCGGAGCUUGCUCCGCCGCCAUGGAAUACGCCCUGUGGAAGCUCCAGCCCAAGGAUCUUGCUCCCGGGGAGACUCUUGAGCUUCCUGGCUUACCGGAAGACAUGCGCCUGACGUUCUCCGAUAUGUCACACAAGGAUCCGCCGCCUCCUGCUCACCGUCCUCCACCCGGCGGUGGUGGUGGCGGAGGCUCCCCUCCACCUCCCGGUCCAGUACCUAAACCCGGCCAUAAACCACCGUGGGUUGGUGAGACAGAAGGGUCCAUCGCGUUGUUGAUCAACACGUGUGAUGAUCUAGAACGUCCGUUUAUCGACUACGUUGCUAGGGAGGUCGGGAAGCCGGUCUGGGGAGUGGGCCCGCUUUUGCCGGAACAGUACUGGCGUUCUGCUGACGCAAUUGUUCACGAUCGCGACACCCGCACUAAACGCGAAUCCAACGUUACGGAGGAUGAAGUCAGUGAAUGGUUAGAUUCGAAGCCACGUCGCUCGGUGAUAUACGUAUCUUUUGGUUCUGAAGUGUGUCCCUCCGCGGAGGAGCUCUCUCAGCUGGCCGACGCCUUAGACGAAUCGAAGCAGCCUUUCAUUUGGGUUGUCCAAUCAAAUUCAGGCCGACCCGGUCCACCUGGAGGCCCUCCAGGUCCACCCGGUCCAGCCGCAGGCCCUCCCGGUCCACCCGGCCAAUCUCAUCUACACCUACACGGAGGUGAAAGUUUCUUUCCAGAUGCCUUAGCCAGCCGAGUAGGAGGGAGGGGAUUGAUAAUACGUGGGUGGGCACCACAGCUUCUUAUCCUGAGCCACACAUCAACGGCUGGAUUCAUCUCGCAUUGUGGCUGGAACUCAACAGUGGAAGCAAUGGGGCGAGGAGUGCCGUUGCUAGCAUGGCCGAUACGCGGUGAUCAGAUCUAUAAUGCAAAGUUGGUGGUGAGCCAUCUGAAGGUCGGGUUGAUGGUCCAAACCGAGAGCCGGACCGAGCCGGUUAAGAAGGACGAAAUCUUGCGUGGGAUCAAGAGGUUAUUGGCUGAUGAGGAGACCAGAAAACGGGCAGCUUCGCUUCGAGCCACAUUUGAUCAUGGCUUCCCGGCCAGCUCUCUGGCUUUUUUGGAUGCUUGCAGGGACUUCAUCAACAAAACUUGUGGGGAUAAAUGAAAUGACAACCCUAUCCUCUUCCACGUGCAUAUUAUUAUGGAAUAUGAUCAUGUAUUAUUCGUGUCUGAAAUAAUGAAAUCUGAAACUCUGGAUAGGCAGGCAAUAGUGGGAUUAUGACGAAAGGAAGGUAGUGUAUUGUCCAUUCCGAUUUUUUACCCUUUUCUUUCUAAAAAAACUGAUUUAGGCCAUCUUUGAUACUAAUACAUUUCAUCAAUACAUAAAUGAUGGAUUUUGAAUUUAAUAA
Molecule: messenger RNA, 2081 nt
Organism: Nelumbo nucifera (sacred lotus)
Lineage: Eukaryota; Viridiplantae; Streptophyta; Magnoliopsida; Proteales; Nelumbonaceae
Product: scopoletin glucosyltransferase-like
Molecular function (GO): UDP-glucosyltransferase activity
Source: RefSeq, a predicted model, not a curated record